Acipenser ruthenus (sterlet) is the source of this 1353-nucleotide messenger RNA. Its product is annotated as zinc finger protein 316-like. The record is from RefSeq and is a predicted model, not a curated record. Gene Ontology annotation, molecular function: RNA polymerase II cis-regulatory region sequence-specific DNA binding; DNA-binding transcription factor activity. The transcript has 2 exons. The coding region runs from base 136 to 1353 and encodes 405 amino acids. Gene Ontology annotation, biological process: regulation of transcription by RNA polymerase II. Lineage: Eukaryota; Metazoa; Chordata; Actinopteri; Acipenseriformes; Acipenseridae.
GCUGAUCCGCGUUUCGUUCGCAGAAGUCGCCGCUUUGUUUUCUCUUAUAGCGGUCUGUUCUGUUUUCAUGUAUUAAACCCGCCCGCCUGCGGAUUGUAAACUAGGAGAGUUCAACACCGCGCUGUCCUCCACGAGAUGUCCGCUGUUGUGGUAGAGAGGGGCCGCACUCCAAUCAAAGAGGAGCCGCUGGAGCCUCAACUGGGGCGCGUGGAGGGGGAGCCCCAAAUCAAACAGGACCUCAUCGCGCGGGACAGGACUGAACUGGGCUGGAUUCACAUCAAAGAGGAGGAUGUGAAGAGAGAGGGAGGAGAGGAGGGAGAGAGAGAGGAGGCUGUGUUUGAACACACAGACCACAGGACUGAACUGGGCUGGACUCACAUCAAAGAGGAGGAUGUGAAGAGAGAGGGAGGAGUGGGAGAGGGAGAGGGAGAUGAGGAGGGAGGAGAGGGAGAGGAGGAUGUAGAGGGACAGGGACCAGGAGAGGAGAAUGUAGAGGGAGGAGAGGAGGGAGGAGAGGGAGAGGAGGAUGUAGAGGGAGGAGAGGAGGGAGGAGAGGGAGGGGAGGAUGUAGAGGGAGGAGAGGAGGGAGGAGAGGGAGGGGAGGAUGUAGAGGGACAGGGACCGGGAGAGGAGGAUGUAGAGGGAGGAGAGGAGGGAGGAGAGGGAGGGGAGGAUGUAGAGGGAGGAGAGGAGGGAGGAGAGGGAGGGGAGGAUGUAGAGGGACAGGGACCGGGAGAGCAGGUCACCGCAGCCCCCCCCAGGCCCCUCCACCGCUGCCCGGACUGUGGCAAGUCAUUCAGCCGGCGGUACACGGUGACGGUGCACCGGCGCAGCCACAGCGGGGAGCGCCCGUACCAGUGCAGCGACUGCGGGAAGAGCUUCACCCAGCGGCGCAUCCUGAACACACACCGGCUCACCCACACCGGAGACAAGCCCUACCCCUGCCCCCAGUGCGGCAAGCGCUUCCGCGGCUCGGGGGCCCUGCGCUACCACCGGCACGCCCACGCCCGGGAGCCACACCGCUGCGGGCCCUGCGGGGCCACCUUCUACCAGCUGGGGCAGCUGCGGGAGCACGAGAGGGCGAGCCACACUGGCCAGCAGAGCUGCUACCUGUGCAGCGAGUGCGGAGACAGCUUCUACAGGCUGGGGCACCUGAGCCAGCACCAGAGAAUCCACAGUGCUGAGAGAGUGCCGGCGGGGGCUGGGCUGGGGGCGGAGUUGGGGGCGUGGUCUGGGGUGGGGGUGGGGCCGGGGGCGGGGCUCAAGCCCUAUCGCUGUGCAGACUGUGGGAAGGGCUUCAAGCUGCAGGAUGAUCUGCGGAUGCACAGGCAGAUCCAUGAGUCUCGGGCGUAG